CACAGCUUUUAUUCCUCAACUUUUAAUUAAAAAAAUUUUUUUUUCUCCUUCAAAAAUGAUUCAUAUUUUAAUUUCUGUUGAUGAUGCUGCACAAUUUGGACGUUCUCCAAGACGCUUUGCUAAUUUAAGGCAAAGUAUGGCAUCUACGGGAUUAAAACAGACACCUAUAAUUUCGACUAAACCAGUAAAACAAUGUACAUCGUCUAAUUCGGAUUCUGGAAAGUCUGAAAAAAACAACAAAUAA
This is a messenger RNA of Meloidogyne enterolobii, 244 nucleotides long. NCBI's taxonomy places the organism in Eukaryota, Metazoa, Nematoda, Chromadorea, Rhabditida, Meloidogynidae. The record is from the annotation of a GenBank genome assembly.